UGAGACGCUGGUCGUCUUUAUUUUGUCAGCGCCGCCAUUAAAUCCGCAUCUAAAUCAACGAUCAGCGCUUAGAAACAACAUUUAACGAUUCAUAAUAUCAUUCAUCGGUUUAAACAUCACCCCGAGAUCAAAACACACGAUGAGGAUCGAAAAACAGCAUUAAAGAGUUACUGUUGUGACUGAAGACUUUAAUGAAGGGCCCGCGCGGACUGUAAUUGAUGUCUCCCUGUCUGUAUGUGUGAGAUUGAUGUGAGUGUGUUCUGUUGAAUGUGAGAGUGUGUGUGUGUGUGUGUGUGUGUGUGUGUGUGUGUGUGUGUGUGUGAGAGAGAGAGAGAGAUCUGUAGAGAGUGUGUGUGUCUGUGUGUGUGUGUGUGUGUGCUUCUCCACCAUGACAGAGCAGUGUAUAAAGUGGUCAUGCGAGUACUGCACAUAUGAAAACUGGCCGUCAGCUAUUAAAUGCACCAUGUGUCGGACUCAGAGGCCCAGCGGAACCAUCAUCACAGAGGAGCUGUUCCCGAGCAGCACCGACCCACGCUCCGGACACCAGUGGGGACCUGUGCACACCGAGGGGGGGGAGAGCAGUCUUCUCAUCUGUCCUGAUUCCAGCGCCCGACCUCGUAUCCGCCCCGCAGAGUUGUCCGAGCCCAGCGGUAAAUGGUCCUGUCUGAUGUGCACUUACCUGAACUGGCCGCAUGCAAUCCGCUGCACUCAGUGUUGCAGUCUCCGGCAGCGUGUGUGCAGCCCCAUGGAAACCCCACAGACGUCAGGGACCGGCGGGCGACCCGUAACCACACCACCCGUGGACCCCUGUGAGGAAUACAACGACCGGAACAGACUUAACACCCGGGCUCAAUGCUGGACCUGCUCAGCCUGCACGUACGAGAACUGGCCCAAAUCCCCGCACUGCGUCGUGUGUGACCACCCCAGACCCAACGACGCUAUCCAGUUGACUGAGCACGAGGAGCCCUCAUAUGUGGUCAACGAGCAGCAGCGCAGGCACGUGCGGAGCGUGUGCAGCGGGGGGCAGCGGCGAUCACCCAUGGCCUCUAAACGUGAGUCUGAGGUGCAGAUCGAGCUCGCCACAGGCGGUAAAGAAGAGAUACAGAUGGACUUCAAGAAACUCAAACAGAUCAGGAACCGCAUGAGGAAAAUGGACUGGCUGUUUCUGAACGCCUGCGCAGGUGUAGUUGAAGGUGACCUGUCUGCGGUGGAGGCCUAUAAGUCAUCAGGUGGGGACAUCGCCCGUCAGCUGACUCCUGAUGAGGUGCGUCUGCUCAAUCGACCCUCAGCGUUUGACAGCGGCUUCACACUCGUUCAUCUCUCCAUCCGCUUUCAGAGACAGGACAUGCUGGCCAUUCUCCUCACAGAGGUGUCGCAGCGCGCUGUCAAAUGCAUCCCAGCGAUGGUUUGUCCUGAACUGACGGAGCAGAUCCGCAGAGAGAUCAGCGCAUCUCUGCACCAGCGCAAGGGAGAUUUCAACUGCUACUUCCUCACAGAUUUGGUCACAUUCACACUGCCGGCUGACAUUGAAGAUCUUCCUCCAGCCGUUCAGGAGAAGCUCUUUGAUGAAGUGCUCGAUCGAGACGUCCAGAAAGAGCUGGAGGAGGAGUCUGCAGUGAUCAAUUGGUCUCUGGAGUUGGGCACUCGCCUCGACAGUCGUCUGUACGCUUUGUGGAACAGAACUGCUGGAGACUGUCUGCUUGACUCUGUUCUACAGGCCACAUGGGGCAUUUAUGAUAAAGACUCUGUACUGAGAAAAACUCUACAUGACAGUUUACACGACUGCUCACACUGGUUCUACAAUCGCUGGAAGGAGUGGGAAUCGUGGUAUUCGCAGAGUUUUGGGCUUCAUUUCUCUCUGCGAGAAGAACAGUGGCAGGAGGACUGGACCUUUAUCCUCAACCUCGCCAGUCAGCCUGGGGCGAGUUUAGAACAGACUCAUAUAUUUGUUCUGGCUCAUAUCCUGCGGCGACCCAUCAUCGUUUACGGUGUGAAGUAUUACAAGAGCUUCCGUGGAGAGACUUUAGGCUACACUCGAUUUCAAGGUGUUUACCUGCCGUUGCUAUGGGAACAGAGCUUUUGCUGGAAAAGUCCAAUCGCCCUCGGUUACACCAGAGGCCACUUUUCUGCUCUGGUUGGCAUGGAAACCAAAGGCUAUGAUAAUCGUGGCGCAGGCGCCAACUUCAACACUGAUGAUGAUGUCACCGUGACCUUCCUCCCGCUGGUGGACAGUGAGAGGAAACUUUUGCAGAUCCACUUCCUGUCAGCACAAGAGAUGGGCAGCGAGGAGCAGCAGCAGUGUUUGCUCAGGCACUGGUGCGAUUGUGUCGUGACUGACGGCGGGAUGUUGGCGGCGUUACAGAAGAGCAGCAGACGCAGACAUCACCCGCUUGUUACCCAGAUGCUGGAGAAAUGGCUGGACGGAUACAGACAGAUGAUUCCGUGCCCUGCGCUCUCUGACGGCGAGGAGGACGAAGAUGAUGAAGACGAGUGAUACUGGUCACACAGCAAUGAGAGAACGGCCUGAAACCAUUUCAACAGUUUUACAGAUGUCCGAUGACACAAACCCCCUAAAACGAUUGUGUUUUAUUUGUUUUUGACAUCCUCUCCAGCAGAACUGAACAUUUCUUUCCAUUAAUAUAGACGUGCUGCAUGAGGCUUUUUCAGUGUGGAAUUAAAUAAACAGCUUGUUAAAUAAGCACUUACACAAAGCACAUAUUCAGAUGUCUAGAGAGAGUUUCUCUUCGCUGCCGUUAAACAGUAAAACUGAUCACAGGACUGUUGGAAUAAAAGUCUUUAUGAUUUCAUUCACACUAAACAUAUGAAGACGUGUGUUUCUCACUAGUGUUAUUCAACAGAUGUUCAUUUGUCCUUAUGUUUGUUCCUCUUAUGGCUGCCCUUGAGUGAUGUGUGUGUGUGUUAAUUUGAUUGUAUUUAUGUAGGAGAGGCUUUACUCUCAGUGAAUACUGAUGCUCAUCAGAAACACACGUGACAUCAGUAUGAGUUUACUGACAUGUUAAACCUGUGAUCUAGUACCUCAUCUGUGACGUCACAGAGCGAAUCACGCAGCUUUAACAUUAAACACGUCAGCUCUCUG
Molecule: messenger RNA, 3097 nt
Organism: Myxocyprinus asiaticus (Chinese sucker)
Lineage: Eukaryota; Metazoa; Chordata; Actinopteri; Cypriniformes; Catostomidae
Gene: zranb1a
Product: zinc finger, RAN-binding domain containing 1a
Exons: 10
Coding region: 389-2494 (701 amino acids)
Biological process (GO): protein K29-linked deubiquitination; protein deubiquitination involved in ubiquitin-dependent protein catabolic process; cell migration
Cellular component (GO): cytoplasm; nucleus
Molecular function (GO): cysteine-type deubiquitinase activity; K63-linked polyubiquitin modification-dependent protein binding
Source: RefSeq, a predicted model, not a curated record